UUAGGGCACUGGGAUGAAAAGGCCGAGGAGCGCCUUGGAUGAUCUUCCGGACGAGAUUCAGCACAGCGAGCUGCUCUUCUUGGUCGACCGGAUGAGGAUCACUGAGAGGCGCAACAAUGUGUGCUCCAUGGGCGAUCUUCCCGACGACGUUCUCAUCCGGAUCCUGUCCCUGCUCGCCUCCUCGCGCCAAUUGUAUUGGUGUAGCCUAGUGAGCAAGAGGUGGGCGCAUCUGGCAAGGCUAGUCACGCACUUCAGGUUGGAAUCGUCCGGUGAGCACGAGCAACAGGGUCUCCUUUCCUGGUUUGGCAGCAGCAGCAAUCUCCGCUCCCUGUCUUUGACAGGUUUUUCAAAGCAGCCACGCUCUUGUCUUGACUGGCUACCGGUGAUUGGAAAAACCCUCCACUCCCUUACCAUCAGCGUCAGUGUGGAUGGUUUCUGGUCCAGCAUUCUCGCCUGCCAGCAGCUACGGUGCCUCCAUAUCAACGAUGGUGUCGAGCUUGGCGGCCCUCUCACGACCAAGGCAGCGGCUCCAAUUCUUCCCGCGCUCGUCUACUGCUUCAUACGCACACGCUUGGACGUGGCCACGACGAAGCAGCUCCUCGAGUUGUGCCCCUCGCUCGUCUACUUCCGGCUGACCCAGCUGCUUGUGGAAUCGGCCGGAACGCAUUUGCUCAAGAGUCACAGCCUCGACUCCCUGGUGAUUCGCGCCCACAGGGUCCCCGGCAGGAGCGUUACCAACUUUUCUCUCGCGCUCGACAUGCCCAAGCUCCGGUGGAUGUCUGUCACCGUGGUACCGCGCGUGGAGCUCGCGCCGUCUACGUGCAACGUGGAAUGGGUGAAGCUGCAUGGGCAAGUGCGAAUCAUCCAGGGCUUGGUCAUGUCCAAGCUCAACAGGCUCACGCUCAGCAAUACCUUCCGAGGCAAUGCCCACGUCGAGCGAAUUCUCGAGCCGUUUGUUUGCAGGAGGUCGAGCAUCAGUGGCAUCAAGCAGCUCGACCUGUUUAUGGAUUCGGCCGACUUCGAGCCCAGAUCCGUUAACCUCGCACAGCUCUUGGAGUCGUUCCAUGGCCUUGAGGCGCUUUACAUUGCUCGUCUCACCAUCAAGAGCUUGAGCCUUGCGGGGUGGAGCAGCAGGCACGCGCCACUGCGCGUGCACAUUGACACCUCCUACUCGAACAAGCGGGUGCCGUGCUGGGACAGUGACGAGAUCGAGUUUGUGCAGGAGCUGGUGGUGAGCAGCAGCUGUGUGACGCAGCUCGUAGUAACAGGCAUUGUGUGCAUUGAGGAGCCGCCUGAAUUUCGGCCCCGGGUGCCUCCGGCGAUCGUGGAGCUCGGCACAGCGUUCCCCGGUCGUGUCAAGGUACAUCCCAUCCGCUUUGGCAUGCCGCCGCACUGCGGCAUUGUCUGGCGCUGCAUGAAGCCCAAGCUUGAUUCGGAGGCGCCCUACACUGCAAUCCACCACCGGUGCGCAGGUUUCGACGAGAACGCGGAGGCGUGUGCGUGAACCAGCGCCUCCUGGUCAACGCCAGCGUUGGCAAUCUGCCACCGGUCAACGCAUUUGAGAUUAGAGGUGGAGCAUCUACGCGGCGAGCGGGAAGAAGUUUGCGGGCGUGGUUCAGCUGCUGGUGUAUCGAAAUGCCAAGCCAGCAGCCGGGAGAUCGCCCGAUGAGAUCGAAGAUGGAUGGCGUGGGAAUGAAACCUCAUAAGGUGGCCGAGCUGCGAGGAGUGGAGGAGGAGAGAGCCCCGCUACAGUUCCAUCGAAAGUCUUUUGUGGGGAUGCGACGCAUCACAUCCACGCAGAGCUCCAGAUGAUCGAGAGCAAGCGUCGCCCGUCGCAUGUCUUUGGGCGACGCUACAGAGUUUGCGUCCAAGUGGCACAAGCUUAUUGGGAGGCGGAUGACAGAUCGUGAUGGCCCAUAUCAAAGAUCUGUCUAAGUCGAAGUUGAAGGUGGAGUCUUCUUUGAAAACAAUAAACUCUAGCUUGGAACGAGAAUCACAGGUGCUUGCGAGGAAUAAUAAUACAAUUUUUGCUUGUACGAUGUUUUCUUUAAGCUUAAAAAGGUAUUUUCCUCUUAUUGA
Messenger RNA from Selaginella moellendorffii, 2079 nucleotides. RefSeq lists its product as uncharacterized. The record is from RefSeq and is a predicted model, not a curated record. Gene Ontology annotation, molecular function: protein binding. NCBI's taxonomy places the organism in Eukaryota, Viridiplantae, Streptophyta, Lycopodiopsida, Selaginellales, Selaginellaceae. The transcript is spliced from 2 exons. The coding region runs from base 14 to 1504 and encodes 496 amino acids.